Messenger RNA from Monoraphidium neglectum, 181 nucleotides. RefSeq lists its product as hypothetical. The annotation marks the transcript as partial. NCBI's taxonomy places the organism in Eukaryota, Viridiplantae, Chlorophyta, Chlorophyceae, Sphaeropleales, Selenastraceae. The transcript has a single exon. The record is from RefSeq and is a predicted model, not a curated record.
GCUGCCGUGCUGGUUCGCGCUGCGGCUGUUCGGCUCCUCCAUGGGCAGCUUCGAGCGCGGCGCCUGCCACGGGCUCAUCCCCGUGACGCUGCUGCUGUCGGCGUUUGGGUUUGUGUGCUCAGUCAGCACGCUCAUUCGCCAGAUCCGGGAGGGCGGCUCCGCAUUUGGCCCCCCGGUCUGA